Molecule: messenger RNA, 3118 nt
Organism: Macrobrachium nipponense
Lineage: Eukaryota; Metazoa; Arthropoda; Malacostraca; Decapoda; Palaemonidae
Exons: 12
Coding region: 318-2105 (595 amino acids)
Biological process (GO): superoxide metabolic process
Molecular function (GO): metal ion binding
Source: RefSeq, a predicted model, not a curated record
AGCGGUCUUAGUUGCGGAUUUGUUUUUCACUUUCGCGCAGUUCGGAAUUUCUCUGUAAUAGAUGCCAUGUUUUAAAUUGAAUGUGAAUUUCAAGUAAUCUAGCUACUGAACUACGGAAAUAACCUCUCCUCAAAAUCCUUCAGGAAAUUGUAAUUCUACUUCUUUAUAUGUGACCAACUAUGAAGCUAUAAUUCUAACUUUAAUCACAGCUUUUCGUAACUACUCAUUUACCAAAAAAGUUAAUACUAUUCAGACCAAGAAAACUGUGACUAAUAAGCUACAAAUCAAACGGUUAAUAAUUCACCAGCGAAUACACUAUGCUAAAGAUGGAACUCAUAAAUAUCAUGAUUAUUCUCCUAACAGUAUCUAACACAGCUACCUCUGACGGGUCCCUCAUCGCCGAGUUCGACCAGAAGGGCCUUCGAGGACAAGUCGGGUUUCUGCAGGUUACCGACGGCGAAGUGAUUGUGGCUGCAAGUGUGAAGGGCACCACGAAGGGUGAAGUGUUCGUCUGGAAGAUCUACGACCUUCCUGUGGCUGCUUAUGAAGAGUGCGUUGCUGCUAACUACGGCGAGGAGUUACUGGAUCUGAGCGACAUCCACGGGCUUCUCGAAGCAGACACGGUCGUAGCCGUUGGAAACCUGGACUUAUCUCAGUUUGUCGAGAGACCCUUAGUUCUGAAGUCUUUAACCACGUUCAGGGUAGUGUGCGGCACUCUCCGGCCAACUGCACCUACAACUACCUAUGUGGCGAAGUUUAUAACUUCCGUUGCUGGUAGUAUGGUAUUUCGGCAGGUGGAAGUAAACACUGGUUCAGUAACAGGCGUGAGAUCUACUCUUGUAUCCGUCAAGAAAAACAUGAAGUCAUCUUCUGAAGUUACGUGGACCCUCUUCAGCAGGAAGUACGAAACGGAAGAUAUCUCUUUGGGUCACAUGAAGAACAGCUGCAGGAAUCUUGGGCGCUUCCCGGGAUCUGUGGUACAUGAAGGACUCUCUCCAAGUCCUCUAGGAUCCUCAGUGAAGAAUGGAAAGCACUACCAGAUAGAGAGGCUGCCACAUUUACACAAGAUGGCGACUGAAGGAGCUGUCUAUGUCGUUCUGUACUUGGGAGAAAAAAUGGUCGCAUGUUCUCGUUUAUUGAGGAUACAGCCACGCAGAGCGACAGCUAUCUUUGACAGCAGGGGUCCUACGGAUGGGGGUGUCCUGGGCGAGGUGGAGCUUUAUCAAGUGUCACCUUUUGACCCCGUCAAGUUGUCUAUCAACCUCACGGUCCCUGGGGCCGACGCAGCCGCCUUCGGUAUCGACAGCUUUGCAAGUGUCGACAGCGAGUCGUGCAGUGGUUUAUCAAGGCGAUUCUACGAACCAUGGACUGUCGAUUUAGACCUCACGCCUCCACCACAAGAAGGAACGAAGGACCUGUACCCUGCCGGGGACCUCAGUGGCAAAUUUGGGACGCUGGUGGAUGUGGAAAGUGCAGCAGCCACCCUUACCGACCCCAUGUUAACGUUGUUUGGGGAUUACAGCGUCAUUGGGCGUGGAGUAGGCGUCUACGACAGCAGGUGGCGGGUAAUGGGCUGCGCGGAUUUAGUCAGCGAAAGCCCCCAGGUUACGGCCCUCGCAGUUUUCUCAGGAGAAGACCCCAGCGAUAUCUCGGGCAUUAUGCAUCUCUCCCAAUCCAUAGACUCCAUCUUCUCUGAAACGCAGGUGUAUUUGCAUCUAUAUCGAACUGAUGGAGAGGACACGAAAGGUCACAAAUUCCACGUGCAUGCUCGAGAGGUUGACAGGUCGGGACAGUGUGCUACAGCGGGAGGGCACUUCAACCCUUUCUCCAUAUUCCUACAAGAUAAGCAGAAAUUCAAUGCAAGAUUACCUAAAGAAGCUCAUGAAGUAGGCGACCUGUCUAACAAAUGGGGAGCAGUUACAAUACCUGGACCACUAACUUCGAGGACCGACCUUUCUGCAGGAAGAUACUUUUGGACGGAUGCAUCCUUACCGCUACUAGGGGAAGGAUCAGUGCUCAACAAGGCUGUUGUGAUUCACGCUCCUGACGGAGGCGCCGAAAGGGUUGCCUGCGCAAACAUUGUAGUGAAGGAUUUCGGGCGAUAACUCAUUAUUAUCCCAUUCACUUUCCGUGCUUCAUUUAUUUAAUGAUGAAAAGUUAGGUCUUAUGGUAAAAACAAUGAAAUCCAUAAGGAUGAAAUUGGAAAUAGUACUAUAACUGAGGUACUUAUAGACACUGCUUGCUUUAAGACGCUUUAAAAGUCUACAGACUUCUUUUAGAGUCGAAGACUGUUUAAAUGCUUAACACUUACAUGGUAUAAAUGCUUCAAGUCUACAUUAACGAGUUUACGAUUGUUUAAAUGUUUUAAGAGAACUUACAUACUUGAGACUUCGAGUGAAUUUUGGCGUAUUAUUUACUAUUAUUUACGGAUGCUCAAAUUGUUUAUGACUGUUUCAUUGCUUUGAAACUCUUUCAACCGGAUCCCGCAAGUAAGAAACCUCUGCUAUUAAUAUGGCGGGUGAGGUUAGAUUAGGGCAAUUACUUUCAUAAAAGAUUAGAUCAUUGUUAAUUCAAAAUAACUUAGGUGCCAUCGAGUUACGAACAAAAAGGAAAAAAGACAAAUAUAUACGGUAGAGUCUGCUCUGCUGCAAGACUGAUAAACAAAGCUGAAUAAAGAGCAUCAUGCAUGGUAUAUUUAGAGUUUAAGUGAAAUAAUUACAGCCACUUCAAAUACAUUCGAAAUGUUAAUCACGCCUAAUAUGAACAUUAACUUAUAAAAUAAAGCCAGUAAAGUAAACCUAAUAGCUUUUACGUAAUUCAUAUAUUUGUUUUGUCAGUGUUGCUAGCUGUUAAUAGUGUUCAGUGUCUCUUGAAGCUUAUUAAAGCAUCACAAAGUUUUGCAGAGACAUGCUGCUCUCGUGCCAAUACUACAAGUUUAAGGUUACGGUAAUAUAUUGUGAUACAGCUCAUAAGGAAUGGAAUGGACAUCCGCUCUUCAAUUGACCAAGAUUAUGAUAUUCACGCUCCCUCUUAGACUCGGCAGAUUAAUUGCUAUCAUAGCCUUUUAAUAAUAACAAUAAUAAUAAUGAUCAUGAGUGAAAACAGCAAAAGGAAUAAU